Messenger RNA from Xenia sp. Carnegie-2017, 4272 nucleotides. RefSeq names its product myotubularin-related protein 5-like. NCBI's taxonomy places the organism in Eukaryota, Metazoa, Cnidaria, Anthozoa, Malacalcyonacea, Xeniidae. The record is from RefSeq and is a predicted model, not a curated record.
CAGAAAACACAUCAGUUCAAUUACUGUUAUUUUGUUUCAGAACCUAAAACCAGGAUUGAUGCAAUCUGCAUACACUUGCGUACAAGAACAUCCCAUUUGGCAAAAUCCACAAUUUUGGGAGGAAACAUUCUUUAGCGAUGUUCAAACGGAUAUAAAGCAUUUAUACGAUGGAACAAGCACUAAAAAGAGGCUAUCCACCGAUAAACUGUUAGCCCAUAGUUCUGGCAUUUUUGAACGCCUAUCCACUCCACGAAACUCACGGAACAGCCUCACGCAAGCAUCGCCUCCGUCAUUAGUACCAAAACAAGACCUCAUUGUUAUCACGAAAUCUGGUAUCUACCCGCAGGAUGUAUCUGAUUCUGAUUUGAUAGUGAAUGAUGAAGCGUUAGAUAUUGCUGCUAAGCAGCUUGGCAUGUGGGAAACAUUUUCAAAAGAUUCACAAAAGACAUACGUAACAAACGAGGAAAGCAUCGUGUUUAGCCAAGCCAUCCACUUCGUCAAUCGUAUGGUGUAUCUCAUGAUACCCCUCAGUGUCUCUCAAAUGGUUAAACCAAAGAAGAGACGUCAAAACGAUGUCAUUCUAGAAAAUACUGGGGUGAAAGAGAACGUAGAUGGAUCCAUUGCAAACACUAGUAUUGGAUCAGAUGGUCGUGCUAAUCCCGGUAAAAUUGUUCCUCAAAGUACAAAUGGAUCUGUCAGUGAUGUCAAUGAUACCACCACGGGGGUGGGUAGUGUGUAUGGGGACGUCCAUGCUGGUGACCACUGGGAAGAUGAUGAAACGGACACAAUUAUUGAUGAAGUGACGAGAUUUGUUAUUCGCUUUGUGGAUAGAGUUGGAACAGUUGCAGGAAUUUCAACCGACCAUUUGAAGUCUCUUUACAGCUUGGUGCCAAGUGUGGUGACUAUGCACACAGAAUCACUGGAACCAGUUUACAGAGAAUAUAAACAACUUGCUCCUAUUCGAAAGGCUAAAAUAAUCCGACCCGCCAUGUUGCCUCUUGAAGAAAUGCAAAUGGAUGGACUUCGCUGUUAUUUAAUUCCGGAUGGUCGGGAGACUGGCACUGGUGUGCAUUAUGGCGGUCCUGUUAUUCCUGCGGAAGGCGCUGUAUUUGUUACUAAUUAUCGGAUUAUAUUUAAAGGAACUCCUCUUGAUGAAUUUGCUUCAGAAAUGAUCGUGACGAGAAGUUUUCCAAUUGGAUCCUUAGUGAGAGAUAAGAAACUCCCAGCUCAGUAUUUGCGACAUCUUAGAUCUUGGUUGCAAGAAUGUGUUCAAUUGCGAUCUGCGACGUUUCAGAUGUUAAAGCUUUGUUUUGAUGAGGAGGUCGGUGCCGAGAAAAUUGAACUGUUUCGUAAAACGUUGACGCGAUUACGAUAUCCUUCAUCGGUCUUAGACACAUUCUCGUUUAAAGAAGCGGACAAGAAACCACCUGCAAAAGUUGUCCGCCUGCAAAUUCCACCCGCAGAAAGUCAACCGCGCAAUACUGGCGCUAGAAUACCUCGGGCUGUUAGUGAUAUUCGAAAGGAAGCAAAGCAAGCGAGAGGAUCGAUGAAACGAGGCCAAACUCGAAAUGGCAUAUCAUCCCCUAGAUUACCUAGGAAUAAUUUUUCAUCUGAUGGUUCUGUAGAAAGUAUGAGCGGCGAACAGGUUGAUGGAUCUUUUGUGGUACGAAAUGCGCCGGUUAUUGAAAACUUGAAUUUAACCCCGUAUUGUGAGGAGUAUAAAAGACUUGGCUUUGGCUCUGUACUUGACGAACGUAUAGGGAGUAAAAGUGGAUCUUGGAGGCUUUCUAUGGUCAAUCUUUCGUACGCAGCCUGCCGAAGUUACCCGGCUGUUUUAGUGGUGCCACAACACGUGACCGAUGACUCUUUGUUGCGAGUGUCUAAAAACCAUCGCCAUAUGCGUUUUCCUGUUGCGACGUGGAGACAUAAAGUCAAUAAAUUCGCCGUUUUAUUGCGAUCUUCUGCCAUUGAACGAAGCUCUGUGGCAUCCAUCAUUCGCUCUGGUGUAGCUGCAAGUGGUGGAAGCACUGACGCAAUACGUUCAUCCAACGUGGAGCAAGAUAAAUAUUUAUCUGCCGUUGUGUCUUCAAAUUCUGUAUCGUGGAAUAAAGCGGAGGCGAAACAUCGUUCAUUGGCAGCCAACGUCAGCAUGUCUAAAGCAACGAUGAAUCUACGAUCAAAUGACAAGGCAUCUAAACGUGUUUCUGUUGUGGAUUCCGUUGAUAAAGCAAUAACUGAGCAAGGAUGGGAGCCUGCUGCACUAUACGUUUUUGGAGACAAAAGCAAUUUAAAGAAUUUAAAGAAAGAUUCGUAUACCAAUAUUGAUUUUGUUCCUAUUGAGAUACCGGAUGUACGUGAUCUCAAAACCAGCUUACGUAAGUUGUUCAAAGUUUGCUGUCCCAGCAAUCCCCCUAAAGAUUCCACUCAAGGUGAUCCAUUUUUCAAGUCGUUGCAAGAUACUGAUUGGUUGAAGCAGUUAUCGCUUGUACUUCGGAUAUCCGGUGCUGUCGUAGAUCUUUUGGACAUUCAGGGAUCAUCUGUUCUUGUCUCGUUUGAAGAUGGAUGGGACAUUACUACACAAGUGACGUCAUUUGCUCAAGUAAUGUUAGAUCCAUACUACCGAACGAUUAAUGGUUUUAAAAUUUUAGUUGAAAAAGAAUGGUUGUCCUUUGGACAUCGUUUCUCACAUCGCUGUAAUCAUACACAUUCAACUCAAUCAAGUGGAUUCACGCCUGUUUUCUUGCAAUUUCUUGAUGGCGUCCAUCAGAUAUUACGUCAGUAUCCACUAUCCUUCGAAUUCAACGAGUAUUAUUUACAUUUUCUCGCCUAUCAUCAUGUCUCCAUGCGUUUUCGUACGUUUUUACUGGAUUCAGAGCACGAACGUGUGCAGAUGGGUUGGCUAUCAGAUGCUGAAAAGAAAGAUGCAAAGACUUCUAAAUCUCACAUAAAAAGUCUUUGGGAUUACAUCGACAUGCUACACAAAAAAUCAUCAUUAUUUUAUAAUUUCAAGUUUUCGAAAGAACAUUCUGAAAAGGUGCUUCGUCCUCAUUGCAACGUUUCCAAUCUAAAAUUAUGGAGUUAUUUUGUUUCGGAGAAUGUCUCCACUGGUCCAGAGUUUGAUCAAGAAGUUAUAAAUGAGACAGAAACUGCUGCCGAGGAAGGACAACAGAAGUUAGAAGACAAGUACGAUGCCAACAGACGCUGUCGAAGUGGUAUGUUUGGUGGAUCGGUUCAUUACGACAAUAGUAGCUGUGCAUAUCAUUUGUACGAAUAUAAUCGCAUCGAAGAAGAGGCUGACAAACACGCAACUCGUUGGAAAAAUAUAUGGCAGCGUUUGGAACAGCCUAAAAUAACGAAAACGUUUUUAACAUACAAUGAAGAACUUUCCAGAGUCCGUAGUGGUGUACUACACAAACGAGAUACAAUGGACAUAAUACUUGAGGGGAAACUUCAAAUCGAAGACUACAGUAACCAAGGUUUUUCACGACCUCAUUCAUUUGAACCUCACAGUUUCUUUACGCCAACCAACUGCGAUUUCUGUCUACAAGUGAUAUGGAAUAUUGGAAAAGGAGGAUUCAGAUGCACAGAAUGUGGAUACAACUGUCACGAGAAAUGCUUAUCACGUGUUCCUAAAACGUGUCCUAAUUACAAGAAUCUAAAAGACCAGAAUGAUAGAAUGCCAUCAACUAGUAACAAAAGCUUACACGAGUCUCCAAGUAUAAACAAAUCUUCGAAAUUUUUGUGUGGGUAUCUAUGGAAACGAGGUGCUUUAUUCAAACAAUGGAAGCAACGGUAUUUUGUAUUGGAUACGGAAAGACAUCAGCUUCGUUACUAUGAUGAAGUAAGCGAUGUUCAUUGUCAAGGUGUUGUCAACUUAUCUGAAAUUAUUUCAUGUGAAAUGUCACAGUUGAAUUCAAACGAGAAGCAAGUUUUUUUCGACCUUCGUACAGAGAAACGAUUGUAUAAUUUGUAUGCUGCGACGGAGGAAGAAGCCAAGAAAUGGAUAUCUAAAUUACAAAGCUUGGAUACGUAGAGCUUCCACGAUCCAAUCAGGAAUUUCAUUAUAAUCAAAAGAAAUGUUGUGCAUAUGUGAAAUAUUUUAACAUUUUAGAACGCAUAUUUAGGGUAAUUUAUGUAUGUAUUUUAAUUUUUUUUAAAUAAUAGUAUCAUUUUGAGACACGCACAGGUUUCAAAUAAACAUGACUGAAAUAACCAAUACGAAUUUUCGUUGUAUUUCCACAUGUUAUAAAAAUAGUGUGACACCAGAUAUAA